Messenger RNA from Paramecium sonneborni, 1165 nucleotides. The record is from the annotation of a GenBank genome assembly. NCBI's taxonomy places the organism in Eukaryota, Ciliophora, Oligohymenophorea, Peniculida, Parameciidae.
AUGAGAAGAUUUGCAAUAUAAUCAGAUUUUGACUUUUUCUAUGUAUUAUAAAAAUAAAUUGGAAGCGGUAGCUUUUCAUAGGUAAAUUUUGGAAAUAUUUUAGGUGUUCUUAGCCAGAAAUAAAUAUGAUGGUAAUGAAUAUGCUGUUAAAUAUAUUAUGAAAAAAGAGGAGAUUAUAGAAAUAGAUAAGCAAUAAUUAGUAAAAGAGAUUUCAAUACUUAGGUAAUUACAACAUUAAUCUAUUAUAAAAUUACAUGAAACAUUUGAAACAAAUGAUGCUGUUUAUUUAGUAAUGGAAUAUUUAAAGGGAGGAGAUCUCUUGUAAUUUAUAGAAGAAAAAUAAGAUCGAAUUUUUACAGAAGAACAAAUAGCAAUAAUAAUUUAUAAAUUAUUAAAGGUAAUCCAUUACCUGCAUCAAAAAGGAAUUAUGCAUAGAGAUUUAAAACCUGAAAAUAUAUUAUUUAAGGAAAAAGGAAUGAUGGAGACUUUAUGUUUAGGCGAUUUUGGAUUGGCAGAUUUUUAUACUAAAGAUGGUAACUAUUUAUUUACAAGAUGUGGAACUCCUGGUUACGUGGCACCAGAAUUACUUUAAGAUUAGUAAUAUGAUUAUAAAGUAGAUAUGUAUAGUAUUGGCAUUAUAAUGAUUAUAUUGUUAACAGGGAAAGAGCCUUUUUAAGGUGAUUAUCAUCAGAAAGUUCAAUAGAAUUAUUUUGGAAUUAUAGAAUUAUCAAAUAUUAAAAAUAUAACUGAUAUUGGAAAAGACUUUUUAAGAAGAAUAUUGUAAGUCAAUCCAUAAAAAAGAUUAAAUGCAAAUCAAGCUUUAUAUCAUUAUUGGUUUUAAAUGUUUAAAUUAGCAAAGCCAAUGCUUUUAUAAAAUAAUAAAGGGAAGAGUAUAAAAAGAUUAUCUUAAGUUGAAAUUAAAAAUUUUUCAUUAAAUACCCUUGCCCUUAUUAGUCCAAGAUUAUCUAGAUAAUAAUCUAAAGAUAAAGAUAAAGAUAAAGGUUCACUUCCCUAAAGUCCUAAUCCAUGUCUCUAAAAUUGUUUAACAAGUCGUCAAUAAUAUUCACCUAGAAUGAGUACACAUUUUACACUAAAUUCUUUGGUUCUUGGAAACAAAGAAAAAUAGUGUCUUAGAUCUAGAAUAUAAAAUUUGAUGAAAUAUUGA